GUCAGUUGUCAGACACUCUCCGGUAGCGUAGCAGUUCUAUCCAUCAAGUGCGAGAGCAACGGCCGAGCAGCGAGUUAGAGCGUUUGAGAGAAAGAGAGUGAACGAACGGGAGCGCGUGAAUAAGCAAACAUAAAUUGCGCCCUUUUUGCACGAUUUGUCAACAUUAUGGCCGCCUCAGUGCUGCUUGCCUGCGGAUUGAAUGAGCAGAAGUUGCCCGGCUUUGUGCACAUCAGCGAGGAAUCGAAUGUGGACGGCAGCUUUCUGAUCAGCUGCAUUCUGGGACAACGUCUACGCAUCUCCAAUGCGGGUACACUGCUCAUCUGCUUGCAGCAUCAUUAUCAGCACUACUUCAAUGCUGGCAUGCGCCUUGGAUACAAUUCGAAUAUCUUUCUGGGUAAAACUCUAAAUGUCAUUGAUGUGUUGAGCGAUAUGGCCCAGCAAGGACUCGACUGCAAGUGGCUGCGGUCAUCGGAUGAAUUGACCCUUACGGAACAGCUCAUCGAAGACAUACGCACGCAGUUGGCCAACAAUUAUGCCAAUCGCACCAGUUACACCAUACUGAUUGACAAUCUGUCAAUUCUUUUCAAUUUGGGUGCCAGCAAAUUGCAUGUGCAACAAUUCUGUCAGUCUCUGGCUGCCCUGGCCAAAGAGCACGAGAAUCUGACUGUCAUCACGAAGCUAAGCAACAGCGACAUCCACCAGCUGACAGACGACAAUGUGGCCAAAUUGGGCAAUGUGCGCAUCCAGGUGCUGCGUCUCAAGAGCGGCGUCUUCCGUGAGGUCGAUGGCAAGCUGCUCAUCGAGCGAGUGCUCGACGAGGGCAGCUAUGCCUGCGAGCAGUCACGCAAGGAGGUGCUCUAUAAGGUCAACGAUCGCAAUGUCAAGAUAUUCAAUCCCGGCGAGAUUGGCGUUAAAGUUUAAGCUGCCUCCCGCGUUUUGUACGAAAAUUUAUUAAAGCCAUUUUUAUAUACACCUUAAUUAAGAA
Molecule: messenger RNA, 985 nt
Organism: Drosophila nasuta
Lineage: Eukaryota; Metazoa; Arthropoda; Insecta; Diptera; Drosophilidae
Gene: Elp6
Product: Elongator complex protein 6
Exons: 2
Coding region: 166-921 (251 amino acids)
Biological process (GO): tRNA wobble uridine modification
Cellular component (GO): elongator holoenzyme complex
Source: RefSeq, a predicted model, not a curated record